Molecule: messenger RNA, 1167 nt
Organism: Dufourea novaeangliae
Lineage: Eukaryota; Metazoa; Arthropoda; Insecta; Hymenoptera; Halictidae
Product: odorant receptor 4-like
Exons: 7
Coding region: 1-1167 (388 amino acids)
Biological process (GO): sensory perception of smell; detection of chemical stimulus involved in sensory perception of smell
Cellular component (GO): plasma membrane
Molecular function (GO): olfactory receptor activity; odorant binding
Source: RefSeq, a predicted model, not a curated record
AUGGACGUUAAAAAAGAAUUGACGUAUGUGUACGGAUGGAACCACUACACGAUGAGAUUCAUUGGUAUAUGGCCGGACGAGAGGAAAUGGAAUCAAGCCUCGAGCUAUUUGGUAUUGACACCUAUUCUCAUGAUGCUGUGCUUCGUUUGCAUCCCGCAGACGCUCAAUAUCCCAAUCAUUUGGAAGGAUCUGUAUCUGGUGGUCGAGAAUUUAUCGGUGGCAAAUAUCACGAUCACGAUCGCGCUGCUGAAGACAAUCGCGUUUUGGUUUAAUGGUAAACCAUUGAAAUCCUUACUGAGAUGCAUGUCCCGGGAUUGGGCCAGCGAUGUGAAGCCCAGUGAACGCGAGAUCAUGAUGGGGAUCGCUAGGACUACGAGGACAACGAUCAUCAGGAGUACUCUGAUGGUCAAUGCCGUGGUGGGGUUUUACUGCUUCCUGCGAUAUUAUUCCGUUAAUUAUAGCGAAAACAAAUUGCUAUUUCGUGGAUACUUUCCGUACGACCAAACCACCAGCCGGAAUAUUUUGAUGACCGCGUUCGGUCAGUUGAUCGCAACGCUGUACGCGGCUGCUAGUUAUACGGCGGUGGACACUUUCGUCGCCAUGUUGGUCCUCCACGUGUGCGGUCAGCUGUCCAUUUUGAAGCAAGACAUACUGAGUCUUCGGGAGAACGGGGAAGAGAAGAUGCAAAUCGCUUUAGGGAGGAUCAUUAGGAAGCACGUGUACCUUAACGCGUUCGUGGAAACGAUAGAGAAGUGCUUCAACAUGAUGCUACUGCUUCAGAUGCUCGGUUGCACCGUGCAACUGUGUUUCCAGGUUUUCCAAGCUAUCAUGUCUUUGGGCGGUGAAGAAAAAUGGAUUGCAAUUUUUCAAAUCUUGUUCCUGGCACUCUACGUAGUUUAUGUUACAUUGCAGUUGUACUUGUACUGCCAUGUGGGAGAGAAACUCACAGUGGAGAGUGCAGAUAUAGCAAACGCAGCGUACAACUCUGAAUGGUACAAUCUGUCGGCGAAGAAUGCUAAAUUGUUGGUAAUUGUUAUAUGCCGAGGACAAUUACCAUUGCAGAUUACUGCGAGGCGGUUCUUUAGUCUCACUAUGGUCAUUUACGCCGAGAUUUUAAAAAGAUCGAUGGGCUACAUAUCCGUUCUGUACGCAAUGAAGAACAAAUAG